AUGGCUGUCGACACAAAAGACCCAGAGGCUGCGGCUCGUGGCACACUCGCCCUCCUCGAGACGCGUCUUCGUCACCUUGAAUUCCUGCUAAAGGGUACCACUAAUCAAGAUGGCAUACCUGAGCCAGCGACGAGUCCAGCACAAGGAAAAGACACGGUGUGGUCCAGGCUCGAUGUCCUCCAAGCCUCGUUCGAACGUCUAAAGAAACACAAUGGGGCUACCAGCAUAAUGAUUCGUGACGUUGAGCACUUGUCAUCUGCCUAUCCCGACUUGUUUGCUUCUACAGAGACGACCACAGAGGUGCCCAAGUCGCAAGAUCUGAGCACCCUUGCCUCGAUUGUCCUUGCCCAUGCGACGUUGUUUCCCGAGACGGCUUCGAGACUCUCUUCCUUGCAGACGCUGCAGAUUCCUCCCGCCGAACACAGCUCGGAAUUGCUGUCUUUGGUCCCACGACUCGAACGGUGCAACCAAACCGAGGAAGAACUGGCGAAUGAAGUACGCGCGCUACGUGAACGUAGUGCCCAUUGCCUUGAAUGGUGGAUCAAAGUUGGCGUUGUAGGAAUGGGAGACCUGUGGGAAGACUGGGAAAGAAGAGUAGGCGAAGUCGAGAAACACCUGAUCCGCUGGGAGCGGCGAGCGAAAGAAGAACAAGGCUAUCUGUGA
Molecule: messenger RNA, 663 nt
Organism: Exophiala spinifera
Lineage: Eukaryota; Fungi; Ascomycota; Eurotiomycetes; Chaetothyriales; Herpotrichiellaceae
Exons: 2
Coding region: 1-663 (220 amino acids)
Source: RefSeq, a predicted model, not a curated record